CAGCAGAUAAGACUCAACCAGAGAAAAAUCUCUCUUACACAAACCAAAAACCACCACCACUUGUCCUCUUCUUCUCUUCCUCCAUAGCCACCACCACCACCACCACCUUUCUGCACAGACAACAAAUCUUGCAGAAAGAAAAACAAUGUCUUGCUCCAAUCUCACUAUGCUAGUCUCCUCAAAGCCAUCCCUCUCCGACCCAUCCACCCUCUCCUCCCGCUCCUUCCUCAGCCCCUUCCACCUCCCUAACUCCGCCACCUCCUCCCCCACCCCUUCCCGCCCCUCCUCCACCCAAAUCAACUGUGGCCUCCGUGAGCUCCGCGAGCGCAUCGUCUCCGUAACCAACACCAAGAAGAUCACCGAGGCCAUGAAACUCGUCGCCGCCGCCAAAGUCAGGCGCGCCCAGGAAGCCGUCGUCAACGCCCGCCCCUUCUCCGAAACCCUUGUCGAGGUCCUCUACAACAUCAACGAGCAGCUCCAGAUCGAAGACGUCGACAUCCCUCUCACCAAGAUCCGACCCGUCAAGAAAGUCGCCCUGGUUGUCAUCACCGGCGACCGUGGUCUCUGCGGCGGCUACAACAACUACAUCAUCAAAAAAGCCGAAGCCCGCAUCAAGGAGCUCAAGCAGCUCGGCCUCGAGUACACAGUCAUCAGCGUCGGCAAAAAGGGUAACACCUACUUCACGCGCCGCCCGUACAUACCCGUCGACAAGUUUAUAGAAGGCAGCAACCUCCCCACUGCCAAAGAAGCUCAGGCAAUCGCCGACGAUGUCUUCUCCCUCUUCGUCAGUGAGGAGUGCGACAAAGUCGAGCUUCUCUACACAAAGUUCGUAUCUUUGGUGAAAUCGAACCCCGUUAUUCACACUCUGCUCCCGUUAUCUCCCAGGGGAGAAAUAUGUGAUAUCAACGGUAUCUGUGUUGACGCUGCGGAUGAUGAGUUCUUCAGGCUGACCACAAAGGAAGGGAAGUUGACUGUGGAGAGAGAUGUUGUUAGAACCAAGACUACCGAUUUUUCGCCAAUCCUGCAGUUCGAACAGGACCCUGUCCAAAUUCUCGAUGCCCUUUUGCCGCUUUACUUGAACAGUCAAAUCUUGAGAGCUCUACAGGAAUCUCUUGCCAGUGAGCUUGCCGCUAGGAUGAGUGCUAUGAGCAAUGCCACUGAUAAUGCUGACGAGCUGAAGAAGAAUCUGUCGAGAGUUUACAACAGACAGCGUCAGGCGAAGAUCACCGGAGAGAUUUUGGAGAUUGUCGCCGGAGCCAAUGCUUUGGUUUAGACCGGAGCUUCGUUUCCUUUGUGCGCUUGUGUUUUGUGGGGCUGUCUCUGUUUUUUUCGUUUCGAUUGUGCCUGUCAAGAAAAUAGUGAUUUCAGCAUAGACACUUAUUUAAAUUUGUGAUUCUCGAAUGCGUACAAAAUUUCUCGAAAAGAUGAGGAGUCACCACCAUAUUUAUUUUGUAAACAUAAGAACAUCUUUUACUCACCUUCAAUAUAUAUAUGUGAUUAUUAUCCUUUGCUUCUGCAACGGAUACUUGAUUUUAUCU
Molecule: messenger RNA, 1538 nt
Organism: Erythranthe guttata (spotted monkey flower)
Lineage: Eukaryota; Viridiplantae; Streptophyta; Magnoliopsida; Lamiales; Phrymaceae
Gene: ATPC1
Product: ATPase, F1 complex, gamma subunit protein
Biological process (GO): proton motive force-driven ATP synthesis
Cellular component (GO): chloroplast thylakoid membrane
Molecular function (GO): proton-transporting ATP synthase activity, rotational mechanism
Source: RefSeq, a predicted model, not a curated record